Protopolystoma xenopodis is the source of this 1293-nucleotide messenger RNA. The record is from the annotation of a GenBank genome assembly. NCBI's taxonomy places the organism in Eukaryota, Metazoa, Platyhelminthes, Monogenea, Polystomatidea, Polystomatidae.
AUGUGGCCGAGUGGCCUGAACUCCCGACUUUGUCCACUCUCGUCGGUACUCACUGAAGCAUCUGCCGGCGUCCGACUGUCCUACAGCCAUGCGGGUUCGAGCCGGCGCUCCGAGGUGGCAUCACCAGACCGGCUACUCGAGUCGUCAAGCGGCCGGGAGGACAGUGCUGCCUGUCCGACGGACGUCCUGUUGGACGCUCGCGAUGGUACCACAUGCAGCCGGUCAACUGGCCUCUCUUCCUCUUUUUCACCCUCGCCCCUACUUCACUCUUCGUCUUCAUCCCUUCAGAAUACUCUGAUUUACUUUCCCUCCUCCUUCUCGAUGAAAUGUCCCAUCGCCCAAACGUCUCCACGUCGAUCGCAAACCCUCUUUCUGCUCGACAGUCUACAGAGUCUGUCGUUCGCCGGUCUGUCCGACCGUCGUCAUAACAACAAGAGGCUCAACGAGCCGUCAGAGCCCGACAGUCCCAGUCGGACCGGAGCCUCGGAGAGACUGUCCCAUCUGACCAGACCUUGGACUCGGCUCUGGCGUGUCUCCGAGGCUCGUGGACUCUGCCGCGUGGACAAAGCAAAGAAAACGCAGAUUGCUGAUGCCUCGGGGACAAAGUUCGACUUCACUCCGACCGGCUGUGGGGCUGGAUACCUGUUUGGACCCGGAGCAGGCGGAUUUGUUGCCAACGACUGGCGGAUUCGAAUGUUGGCCGUCUCCCUGGCGCUGGCCACCAUCAUUAUUUGCGCAUAUGGACUGUUGUUUUUCAGCUCUUCGCUUUCCCUCUACUUUUCGCCCUUUUCUUCCUCUUCCUCUUCCUCUUCCUCCUCCUCCUCACCUCUUCUCUCCCACUCCACUUCACCUGCAAACUCAUUCCACUCUCCUCAAUCGAAUUCCACCUUGCCGUCGUCACCUCCAAAAGUUGGAAUGUCUCCGAGGCCGGGUUCGCUGAUUUGGUGGUCGCGAGGGCAACAGUCACUGGCGGCAGACGAGUCGACGACCGGCCUUGACGACGCAACCAAGGUCUGGCAACUGGCGGCCUCGAGGCGACAUUUGAUGCCCGAGCGUCAGGCAGAAAGAGGUCUGAGUGCACGUAUCUCUCAGACCCCCAUGGCCGGUCAGCCGAGAGACCAGAAUUGGCCGAGCGAGGCUAGCUGGUCCGAGCCACGGUCGGAUCUCUUACAGACGGACUCUUGGCAAUCCGCAGCAAAGGUCGUUAAGACGAAAGAGCCCAUUCGUCUCUGGCCUCGGCCGAACGGUGAGUAUGAGAGCGAAUCCCAAUACGAUUGUCUACAGACAUUGUGA